CGACGACCUCUUUCAUCUUGGCCACAUUGUUCACCACCUCGACGACCCACAGGAACGCCAAAGAAAAGCCGUUUAUAGCCUGUUGCUGGCCUAACAGAACUCUAUACGUCAGAGCCAGCCCCCCGCCUCAGCUUUGGGCAUCACGACAUCAUCACGACGACCGACGCUUUGUUGUUAUUGUUCGCUCCACCCGUCACCCGUCGUACGCGUGGGACAAACACGCUACGGCUCGUUGUUGCCACUCGAGCUAUCUCGCGCGCCUGUUGUCGGACGAGCGGAAAGAGCGUCACAAGCGGGGUAGUAUCACCACCAGUGCCCACGUCGCCGCCGCCGUCGCCGCUCUCCCACGCCAGGAACCGACCCUCGCCUCAAUCUGGUGCCGCUCGUUGCUGCUGCAGUCAUCCCACCCACCACCCUGCGUGCAUCAUCACACACCCCCCUCGUGCACGCACACAUCUUCCUCAACCUUGCAUUUAUAUACAUCAACAUCGCCCAUCGCACCAAAAGGGUAGACACCGCCCCUUCGUGCAUAGACGCAUAGCACAGGGGUUCAGCAGUGCGUUGACGAGCACAUCGGUGCGCGUCCCAUCACCCCCUCCAAACUCUCGCCCUUGGACCGCACACGAAUCGUACACCCGACACACCCGACACAUUCCAUCGUCCUUUGACGACUCUCACAACUCGCAGCCCAGCAACAACUGGCCCCAAAUCGCUGUCGAAACUCCCUCCCCGACAGCACCAUGGGAAACACUUCAUCCCAGCCCGCACCAGCCUCGGGUGGCCGUGGGACCCCAGCAAACGGUCGAGACGCGUCGGCGCCGCCCGGAGCUGCUGCUGCCGCCGCCACAGCAGCAGCAUCAAGUACAGGCCCGGUGCCGCCCCCAAAGUCGCCAUCUCCUGCACCUCCCCAGACCCCACUACUAUUGCCGUUUGCGGGCCACCUAUCGCCACAGAACCCACAUGCGCUCGGUCUGCCGCAAACGCACGACUACUCGAAGCAGGCGGUGACCGAGCUGAUCCUCGAGGCUCAGCUCGCACCCUUCUACCGCGGCCUCGACGACUUUGAGGAAGAAUGGGAAGAGAACGAUAUCAAGCGCGCUCUUGACGAAACUCGCGAGAAGGACUUUGAGGACGACGUAAACAAUUCGUACACAGCCCGGCUCAAGGUCCUGCGUGAGGGCGGCAACCCCUUCCCCAAGGAAACACUUGCCGACAAGGACGAGCAUGACCGCCGCGAGGUCAAAGCGUAUCUCGGUGCUGUGGAAUGUCCCAUUUGUUUCCUGAGCUAUCCUCCCAACAUCAACACAUCGCGAUGCUGCGAGCAGCCACUGUGCACCGAGUGCUUUGUGCAGAUGAAGCGUAGCGAGGCGACCGUGACACAUCUCGAGUCGGAUUCGGCGUGCUGCCCGUACUGCAUGGAGCCCGACUUUGGAGUCAUUUACGAGCGGCCGUCGCCGCCGCGAGUGUCACCCGCCGCUGGUGUCACUGGUGGCGUGCUUAUCAGUGCCGCUGCCCACGCGCUAUCUACUUCGCCAGAGGCUGGCACCAGUGGCUUCUCGCAGGCGCUCUCGCUGUCCGAGGACACUCCGCUCAGUAGCUCGCCGGCACCAUCCCCGGGUCUCUCCAAGCCGGAGGGCACUCGCCGCAAGAGUGUGUCGUCCAAGGCCAAGGAGGUCAUCACCAUUGACCAGAUUCGACCCGACUGGGAGGCCAAGCUCAACGCUGUCAAGGCUGCGGCCGCUCGUCGUGCUGCGCGCCGCAUCGUCAUGCGUCAAGUGGGCGACCGCCUGAUUCCCAUUGGAUACACUUCGGCGCGGGCAACGGGCCAGGCCGACUUUAGCAUGUCCAUUCCGCAGGAAGAGGGAGGCGGCGGCGGUAGCCGUAGAUCGCGACGCAACCGCGACCGUGAGCGCGAGAUGGAGGAGCAGAUGAUGAUUAUGGAGGCCAUGCGGCUGUCGCUCCUCGACCACGAGGAGCACCAGCGGAAAUCUGCUGCCGAGACCAAGCCUGGCGAUGGCCGGACGAGUGGCUCGGCGACGCCCGUGGGCGAGUCUUCUUCCCGCCGGUCUUCGUCGGCGACCGGAACAUUCGCGUCGUGGAAGAACAACUCGAACGGCAAUGCUUCCAAGCUCUUAUCCAAGCUGUCAGGUAACCGCAGCCGCUCCAACUCGAAGAGUAGCGUCCAUUUUGCGCCGUCCCCCACGACACUCGGCCCUGGCGACGGCACCCCGAGAGCACCGUCGCCUGCGGGCCCGUCGAGCAGCCUCGGGGUGAACAACCGUGCGCGAUCGAGCUCGUCGCCUAGCCCAAGUCCCAGGCUCGGAACUACCGACUCUCACCCCUCGUCACCGCUUGCUGCGCCUGCCCAGUCGCGACACAGCCUCGACGUUCACGUGCCUGCGAGCGGGCACUCUCUGCGGACCGCAGAGGCGUCAACAGAAGCAAGUGCGGCGGUGCAAGACAAGGGCAAGGGCAAGGCGGAGCCCAAUGGCACGGACGCAGUCGUGCCUACAGUGGAGGUGGAGCCUCCCAAGGGCGAGGAGGACGCCAAGGUCGCCGGUUCACCGGCCCUAGGUGCCGAGCCUGCCUCGCACUCGCCGACGCCCGAGUCGCCGCUGGACACGGCCUCGACUGCGCCGAGUGUCCAGACGCCGACCGACUUCAUGCACCAGUCGCUGCGUGAGGUUCUCACCGAGAGCCCCGUGGCUGAGAGCCCAGUAUCUGAGAUUCCCCUUUCCGCGACUGGGGCGUCCAAGGCAGCAGCUGUGCACGCCGAGGAUGCUGGCGCUUCAACCGGCGCGGGCGCCGGCGCAGACUCCCAGGGCGUCGCUACGGCUGCUGCUGCUGCUGCUGCUGCUGCUGGCGAGCCGUCCAAGGACUAG
This is a messenger RNA of Vanrija pseudolonga, 2882 nucleotides long. RefSeq names its product Protein SIP5 (gene SIP5). The record is from RefSeq and is a predicted model, not a curated record. The transcript is spliced from 3 exons. The coding region runs from base 741 to 2882 and encodes 713 amino acids. Gene Ontology annotation, cellular component: cytoplasm. Lineage: Eukaryota; Fungi; Basidiomycota; Tremellomycetes; Trichosporonales; Trichosporonaceae.